AUGGCAACCACCGCCACCUACUCCUCCACCGCGCAGAUCCCCUUCCUCUCCCCGGCUGAGCUCUCCUACUUACACACCUCCCUCUCCUACCCGCACAACCCAAUCCGCACAGAUGGGCGCGCCGCAACGCAGUUCCGCCCACUCACGGCGGAGACGGAUAUUCUCCCAGGCGCCAACGGGAGUGCGCGUAUUGGAUUUGCGGAUGGGACGCAGGCGAUUGUCGGGGUUAAGGCGGAGGUGGAGAGGACGGUUGUUGGUGGGGUUUUGGAUCGGGAGGGGGGGAUUGAGGGGGAGGAAAAUGGGGAGGGAGGAGGAGGAGAAGGCGGCGGGCAGGAGGGCUGGAGGGGAAAGGGGAGGGGUGGGGAGAGCUCGUGGGUGGAGAUGUCGAUUGAGAUACCGGGGUUGAGAGACGAUGAUUCGUUGCCUGUGUUUUUGGCGGAGAUGAUGAGGGAGGCGUUGAUGGUUUCUGGGUCUGGGGAGAGGGAUGAGUUGAAGGGGAGAUUGGUUAUCAAUGGAGGGUGGCAUUGGAGAAUCUAUAUCGAUAUCCUCCUUGUCUCCCCACCUCUCUCGUAUCCCCUCCCGCUCCUCUCGCUAACAACGCAUCUUGCUCUCCUCUCCACGAAAUUACCUCGCCUCAUUUCCGGGGACGAAGAGGAUCCCAUGUUUGACGACGACUGGGCUGCUGCGGAGUAUCUAUACCCACGACGCCCAUCACGGGCACAGGAACAGCAACAAAAAAUACCAAGUUCGGCAACAUCAGCUACGAAAACAACAACAGCAACAACAACAACACCGUCCAUACUCCACCCCUUCCGUCCUCCCGUAACCCUCCUCGUAAUCUCCGUAGGCGACAACAUAAUCUUCGACCCCAGCCGGGAAGAAAUCGCCGUUGCAGAAGCUGUGCUUGCCGUCUCCAUCGGGCGUGAUACUGCCAUCGCCCAGGAUGAAAGCACAGCCAACAACACCCUAAAACUCCUCUCCAUCCGCACCAUUGACCCGCCUUCCCGGAUAACAAAUCCAGGCGUCCCGAAUUCAGAAAAUGCAGCUACGAUUGGGUUUGCGGCUGGUGGCGGUGCAGGUGCAGGCGAGAACGAGAUGGGCACGGCGGGGCCCGCGGGGGCAGCCGUUGAUACAGGGGAAGAUGUGGCUGGCGUUUGGAGGCCGAGGAGGGGCGGGGUGAAGAGGAGUGUCGUUUCGAGGAUUGUGGAGAUGGUUUUAAAGAAGGGCGGGGUUGGAGAGGAAGUUAUGGAAGGGUUGGAGGGGGUGGAGGUUGGGUGA
Histoplasma capsulatum G186AR is the source of this 1278-nucleotide messenger RNA. RefSeq names its product exosome non-catalytic core subunit RRP42. NCBI's taxonomy places the organism in Eukaryota, Fungi, Ascomycota, Eurotiomycetes, Onygenales, Ajellomycetaceae. The transcript has 2 exons. The record is from RefSeq and is a predicted model, not a curated record. Gene Ontology annotation, biological process: nuclear polyadenylation-dependent mRNA catabolic process; U1 snRNA 3'-end processing; exonucleolytic trimming to generate mature 3'-end of 5.8S rRNA from tricistronic rRNA transcript (SSU-rRNA, 5.8S rRNA, LSU-rRNA). Gene Ontology annotation, cellular component: nuclear exosome (RNase complex); cytoplasmic exosome (RNase complex). The coding region runs from base 1 to 1278 and encodes 425 amino acids.